AUGGCUGUGAAGAGUGAGCUUUCCAUGGCAUUAGUUGUGAUGAUGGCGGCGGCUGCGGUGGGUUUGGUUGUUCCUGAGUCACUUGGUUGCAUACCGACUCCGAGUGGUGGUGUGAAAUACCCAGUCGGAGACGACUUUUGGGCCAUUCAUCCAAACCCUGAUUACUACACAAACUGGUCCUCUAACCAUUUCUUCAAGAUCGGUGACUCCCUCGUUUUUGCAUUCGAAACGGGGCGUUACAACGUCCUGCAAGUAACAAAGCAAGAGUAUGAGAAGUGCACAGGUUACAAGCCACUGAAAGUGUUCAACACUGGUCCCGUGACUAUUCCAUUGGAAGAAAAGGGUGUGUUUUACUACAUCUGCAACAUCUCUACGUACUGUAGUCUUGGCCAGAAGAUUUCUAUUAAAGUUAACGAAUGCCCUUGCCCACUACCAAGUCCACCUCCGUCUUCCCCGCCUCCUGCUUCUCCAACUCCUGUUCCUCCGUCUUCACCACCACUCAUAUCAACUCCUCCGCCAUCUCCAAGCAGCCCUAACGGGUCCCAGCCUCCUUAUGUGCAGGUUACAAGUCCAGCUCCGUCGCCAGUUGAUAAUGGUUCUCCUGAGGGUCCUUCAAACUCUGCUGCAUUGAUGCAUAAGGGGUUGUUUGGUGUUGGUUUUGGGGUGCUACUCCUCGUUUUUGGGUGA
Molecule: messenger RNA, 687 nt
Organism: Malus domestica (apple)
Lineage: Eukaryota; Viridiplantae; Streptophyta; Magnoliopsida; Rosales; Rosaceae
Product: cucumber peeling cupredoxin-like
Cellular component (GO): plasma membrane
Molecular function (GO): electron transfer activity
Source: RefSeq, a predicted model, not a curated record